Molecule: messenger RNA, 8026 nt
Organism: Notolabrus celidotus (New Zealand spotty)
Lineage: Eukaryota; Metazoa; Chordata; Actinopteri; Labriformes; Labridae
Gene: nrxn1a
Product: neurexin 1a
Exons: 24
Coding region: 1291-5721 (1476 amino acids)
Source: RefSeq, a predicted model, not a curated record
AAUUGCGUUUCUGUUUCGUGCGGGGCGGUGAGUGCGCGCUGUCCAAGGUGCUGCAGCAGCGCGCGGCCCCGCCCAUCCUCCCCAUCUCUCUCACUUACGCACACACACUCACACACUUUUUCUCUCUCUCUCUGCGACCACGUGACUCUCCCUCUGCCGAGUCUCGCGGAGAGCAUCAGACUGCACCUUUUCCUCCUCAAGAGAACGGGGAGAGAGAGAGAGAGAGAGACACUGAGUCAGACAGAGAGAGGAAAAGAGAGCGCAUGAGAGAAAGAGAGAAAGAGAGAAAGAGAGAGAGAGAGAGAGAGAGAGAGAGAGAGAAAGAGAGAGAGUGAGUGAGCGCGCGUUCGAGGGGGAGACCAAUAGCACCUUGUCGCCCGGAGGCGAGCCUGUGAUAAUUUUGUCCCUGUCCGGUAGACCGGCUCUAUCUACCACCAGGCGCGCGGGUGCUUUCUCCUCUCUCGCGGCUUCUCAGAUUCUCCUCAGAUGGGAAGGGAAAUCGAUGAGUUGCGCGCCGCACUGUUGCCACGGAGCCACAGGAUGUGCUGGAGGUCGCUGGAGAGAGUGAUGACGUGGCAGUGAGAGACACACAUACCUCACUUGCACACACACAUACACACACACACACACACACACAAACACACACACACUCACAUACACAUACACACACACACAUACACACACAAACACACACACACACACACAUAUUGGCCCACACACACUUUAAGUCUUGCCCUAGUAAGACAGGAAAGAGGGGGAGAAAAUUCAGCUAUGGCGGGGUCAUUUCUCUCCAUUACCAAUGUGUGAUCCACAAACUCCCACACACACACACGUACUCCGUGGGGAGUUGCCUUCAUGGGGGAUAAGGCCCUAUCUAGGGCACAAAGAUGGAGUUUGCAUCCUUUUCGUCACGUAUCUAACACUCCUGCAGAUACACACACAAAUACACACACCUGGAGUCUCAUAUGUCAGAAGUGAAGAAUGAAAGACUGAAUGGAGAAAAGACGCUGAACAUUCCAGAGAAGAAACAAACACGACAUAGAGGAGGAGAAGAUUCCCAGAGUUGUCGAAAGACGGAGGGGGCUGCAGUUUGACCCCCUUCCUCAUUGUUUAGUCACUUCCUGUUGUGAAGAGGACCCCUAAAGAAACAGGGCACACUUGAGAUACAAAGAACGUGUUCAAAGAAGUGCCCUACAGUUGUCACCAUGAGCUGUAGGCUAGAGGGAACACCCCAGCUCUAGCCUCUACCUCCUCCCGUGUGUGUGUGUGAGUGCGAGAGCGAGUGUGUGUAUGAGUGUGAUGGCAGUGUGUGUUUGGGCGGCAGCCCCCCUACUCUUCCUGGGGCUGUGCCUGUGCAGUGUGGGGGGCCAUGCCCAAGGCGAGGUCCUGGAGUUUGGAGGCGUGUCCAGCCAGUGGGGGCGGUUCCCGGUGUGGAAUGCGUGCUGCGAGAGCGUGUUGAGCUUCAGCCUGCGGACUCACAGCCAGGAGGGCCUGCUGCUCUACCUGGACGAUGAGGGCUUUUGCGACUUCCUGGAACUGCUUCUUCUGAAAGGCCAUCUCCGCCUGAGGUUCUCCAUCUUCUGUGCUGAGCCAGCAGAGCUUCAGUCGGGUGUGGCGGUGAGCGACGGGCACUGGCAUGCAGUGCGUGUCAAGCGGGAAUGGAAAAACACCUCAUUGGAGGUGGAUGGACGAAUGGAGGGAUGGGCGGAAGUGAAGAGCAAAAGAAGAGAUAUGACUGUAUUCAGCCACACCUUCAUGGGCGGGGUGACGCCGGAGCUUCACUCUUCGCCGCUACGCCUCACGUCCCCUUCUGUUCGGGAACAUCCCUCUUUCCGUGGCUGGAUCACGGCGGUGAGCAUCAAUGGCUCGCAGGUGACGCUGGACAGCUCAGAGGGCGUCACGGUAACAGCUGGAUGUGGGCCGGACCACCAGUGCCAGAACGGAGGGGUGUGCAGUGUGGUCAACGACCAGGCUGUCUGCGACUGCUCUGACACUGGUUACCAAGGCAAAGACUGCAGCGAAGAGCACAGCUACACUCCAGGUCUGGCACACCUGAUGAUUGGCGACCAAGCUCGGGAGGAGUAUGUCGCCACCUUCAAGGGCUCUGAGUACUUCUGCUACGACCUGUCGCCCAACCCUAUCCAGUCCAGCAGCGAUGAAAUCACACUCUCCUUCAAGACGCUGCAGCGCAAUGGCCUCAUGCUGCACACUGGCAAGUCAGCCGACUACGUCAACCUGGCACUGAAGAACGGUGCUGUGUCGCUCGUCAUCAAUCUCGGCUCCGGGGCCUUCGAGGCCUUGGUGGAGCCUGUCAACGGCAAGUUCAACGACAACGCCUGGCACGACGUCAAGGUCACCCGCAACCUGAGACAGGUGACCAUCUCUGUGGAUGGCAUCCUGACCACCACGGGCUACACCCAGGAGGACUACACCAUGCUGGGCUCUGACGACUUCUUCUACGUGGGAGGGAGUCCCAGCACUGCUGACCUGCCCGGCUCUCCCGUCAGCAAUAACUUCAUGGGAUGUCUCAAAGAGGUGGUGUACAAGAACAAUGAUGUACGGUUGGAGCUGUCUAGACUGGCGAAACAGGGAGACCCAAAGAUGAAGGUGAGCGGAGUGGUGUCCUUUAAGUGCGAGAGUGUAGCCACGCUGGACCCUGUGACCUUUGACACCCCGGAGUCUUUUGUGGCGCUGAGCAAGUGGACGGCAAAGAAGGCGGGAUCAAUCUCGUUUGACUUCAGGACUACAGAGCCCAACGGGUUGAUGCUUUUCAGUCAUGGUAAACCCCGACAGCAACAACGCAAGGACCCAAGAACACCUCCAACACUCAAGGUGGAUUUUUUCGCCAUUGAGAUGCUGGAUGGGCACCUGUACUUGCUGCUGGACAUGGGCUCGGGAACCACUAAGACCAAGGCUAUUGACAGGAAGGUCAACGAUGGGGAAUGGUAUCAUGUGGACUUCCAGAGGGACGGGCGCUCAGGAACCAUCUCAGUGAACAGUGUAAGAACGGCGUACACGGCGCCUGGAGACAGCGAGAUCCUGGACCUGGAUGACACAUUGUACCUCGGGGGGCUACCUGAAGACCGGGCUGGACUCAUCUUCCCAACAGAGGUGUGGACGGCUCUGUUGAACUAUGGCUAUGUGGGCUGCAUCAGAGACCUGUUUGUGGACGGGCAGAGCAAAGACAUCCGGCGUCUGGCUGAGGCUCAGCGGGCGGUGGGAGUGAAGCCUUCGUGCUCCAGAGAGCCUCCCAAACAGUGCCUGUCCAACCCCUGCCAGCACAACGGAAUCUGCAGGGAGGGCUGGAACCGCUACGUGUGUGACUGCUCGGGGACGGGGUACCUGGGACGCUCCUGUGAAAGAGAUGCAACUAUCCUGUCGUACGACGGCAGUAAGUUUAUGAAGGUGCAGUUGCCUGUGGCGAUGCACACCGAGGCGGAGGACGUCUCGCUACGCUUUCGCUCCCAGCGGGCCUAUGGCGUUCUCAUGGCAACCACAUCUCGUAACUCCGCAGACACCCUUCGUCUGGAGCUGGAUGGGGGCCGUGUCCGACUCACUGUCAACUUAGACUGUAUCAGGAUAAACUGUACAGCCAGUAAAGGCCCAGAGACCAUCUUUGCGGGGUCGGGCCUCAAUGAUAAUGAGUGGCACACGGUGAGGGUAGUCCGGCGUGGCAAGAGCCUCAAACUCACUGUGGACGACCUGCAGCCUGUUGAAGGUCAGAUGGCGGGCGACCACACCCAGCUGGAGUUCCACAAUGUGGAGACAGGCAUUGUGACAGAGAAACGCUUCAUGCCGGCCGUACCUUCCAAUUUCAUCGGCCACCUCCAGGGACUGACGCUGAACGGCAUGCCUUACAUUGACCUGUGCAAGAACGGUGACAUAGACUACUGCGAGCUCAAUGCUGUCAUCGGCUAUAAGAGCAUCGUGGCGGACCCCGUCACCUUCCGCUCGCGCUCCAGCUUUGUCACGUUGCCCACGCUGCAGGCCUACUACUCCAUGCAUCUCUUCAUGCAGUUCAAGACGACGUCACCCGACGGCCUGGUUCUCUACAACAGGGGAGACGGGAAUGACUUCAUAGUGGUAGAGCUGGUUAAAGGCUACCUACACUACAUCUCUGACCUUGGCAACGGAGCACAUCUGAUCAAAGGCAACUCUAACAGUCCCCUAAAUGACAACCACUGGCAUAAUGUACACAUAUCCAGGGACACUAACAAUCUGCACACGGUCAAGAUUGACACCAAAGUCACCACACAGACCACCAUGGGAGCUAAGAACCUCGACCUGAAGGGUGAUCUUUACAUCGGGGGAGUCUCCAAAGAGAUGUACCGAGACCUGCCCAAGCUCGUCCACUCCCGAGAAGGCUUUCAAGGUUGCCUGGCAACAGUCGAUCUAAACGGCCGCCUCCCUGACCUUUUGGCUGAUGCCUUGGCAACCAUGGGACAAGUAGAGCGAGGCUGUGAAGGUCCCAGCACGACGUGUCAGGAGGACUCGUGUUCAAAUCAGGGCGUGUGUUUGCAGCAGUGGGAGGGCUUCACCUGUGACUGCAGUAUGACCUCGUACGCUGGGCCACUAUGCAACGACGCUGGCACCACAUACAUCUUCGGCCGUGAUGGAGGGUUGGUGGUUUACACGUGGCCCCCUAAUGAGCGUCCCAGCACCAGAGCAGACAGGCUCGCCCUUGGGUUUAGCACCCAGCAGAAACACGCCAUACUGCUGCGGGUGGACAGUGCAGCUGGUCUCGGAGACUAUCUUCAGCUGCAGAUAGACAAAGGCAACAUUAGAGUAGUGUUUAAUGUCGGCACUGACGACAUUAACAUCGAGGAGAGCGCCAAGUUUGUCAACGACGGGAAGUACCACAUAGUACGGUUCACCCGCAGCGGAGGCAACGCCACCCUCCAACUGGACGACCUGCCCGUCAUAGAGCGUUACCCCUCAGGCAACAUUGAUAACGAGCGCCUGGCCAUCGCCAGACAGCGAAUCCCCUAUCGGCUCGGUCGAGUAGUUGACGAUUGGCUACUCGACAAAGGUCGCCAGCUGACCAUCUUCAACAGCCAGACAACGGUGACCGUGGGUGGGGGAGAGCGAAACACCGGAAUGUUCCAGGGUCAGUUGUCUGGCCUCUAUUACAACGGCCUUCGAAUCCUCAACAUGGCCGCCGAGGGGCACCCGCACAUCAGAGUGGACGGUAGCGCACGGCUGGUCGGCGACAUGCCUUCCUCCUCCAUCACCCCGCAGUCUAGUGCUGCAGCAGGAGGCAACCGCUCUGACUCCGCCCCUUCGAUUAGCGACAUCACAACCACCACAGCCACAAACAGGAAACAGGGCGCCACGCAGCAGUCAGCAGAUGACCUCCUUGUGGCGUCAGCUGAGUGCCCCAGUGAUGAUGAAGACAUUGACCCCUGUGACCCCAGCUCAGCCCGCCCUCCCCUGCCAGAGGUGAAGGUGUUCCCAGGUCCGUCCGAGGUGGUGCGGGAGAGCAGCAGCACCACGGGCAUGGUGGUGGGCAUCGUGGCAGCCGCCGCCCUCUGCAUCCUCAUCCUCCUCUACGCCAUGUACAAGUACCGCAACCGAGACGAGGGCUCCUACCACGUGGACGAGAGUCGCAACUACAUCAGCAACUCGGCAACGCAGCCCAACGGCAGCACCAAGGACAAGCCGCUGGGCAUCGCCAAGAUCUCCAAGAACAAGAAGAACAAAGACAAGGAGUACUACGUCUGAGGCACGAGACACACAGACAUAUACGCCUUUAUAUAUAACGGUAUAUGUACAUAAAUAGAUAUAUUCUCAAAAGAAAUACAAACACACACUGACAUAGACAUGCUGAUGUUAAUGUUUACUCUUCAAUAAUCACACCCGCACACAUGCUGCCAAGCACAAACAUACACACAUUCAAGCACACACACACACACACACACACACACACACACACACUUACAUAAAGCACAUACAGACUGGCCCAAGGGCAUGGACCCUUACUGUACAGUAUUUACCAAUGAAGAGCCUCUGAGAGAAGCUCGUUUUAUGAACAACCACCAUUCCAGAUGAUUUAAAAAAAGAACCAGAUCAACACCCAGUGAAGAAAUAUUUUGGGGCCAGCCAGAUUCAAAGUCCAGUCACUCCCCUGCCACAGUACGACCUCUCCUGUUGGAUUCAGAGAGGUCCGGGAAGCCUUUAAGUGAAGCACACGGCAGACUGAACAAAGAUGAUGUAAAAGCACCAAGAAAAAGCACUAAGUGUCUCUUCCAAGCUUCUCUGUCGGCCUUCCUCCCUGUUAGCAGACGGAGCACCGAGGACGCCCAAGAAACAAGCACACCAACAGUCCAAAUCAAACCCCAGCAGCACCAGGACAGGAAAUCAGGGUGUCGCCACACAUAGAGACGAUGAAUUACGAGUGACAAGGCAGAGGCAGGGUGGGUGCCGUUAAUGUAACGGAUGGGCUGUGGUUGUUUUUACGCUGCAGAGCACCUGUUUUACGACAUCCUAUAAAUCAAAACGGCAGAAUCAGUGGAAGAACUGAGAGAUAUUUUCCUGGACAGGAUACUUGAGACUUCAGAUGCUACCUACAGACACCGGUUGAGCGGUGCCACACACAUUAACAGCACACACACUGAAAUAUCUACACAUGCAGACAUACACAUACCUGCAAUGCUAAAGACCCACCAUAUCUUCAAAAGACUGGAGACUAUACAAGAAGACAAUGGUGAAAAUGACAAAGACCAUUAUGAUAACUGUUAUGGCAAUGAUAAUGAUGAAUAUGAAGAACAUUUUGGGCCGUAAAGACUCUUUUGGGAAGGGGAGGGGGGGGUCUUAUUGCACGUGAAUUAUCUUACUCCGUGUGAUUUAUACCGCGUUAAAAACUCCAGAGGUUAAAACCGUGAUGCACCGCCAUCUUAAAUUCUACCACCUUGGCUUGAGGUAUUCCUAAAUAACACACUUCAAACGGUUUUCAGUGUGUGGGAUCCAACAAUGAUUUAAUCUCAGUUCAAAUCCUCAUUGACAAAGUGUGACCAUCUCGAGUGUGCUGCAUGCCAGAGUCCAAGCUGUGCUGUGAAGUGGCGGCGUGUCCCACACAAUCAAGAGGUGGUAGGUUUGUUUGUGGGAAGAGUAGAAAAAGGAGUAGAAGAAGAAGAAGAAGAAGAAGGGGUAGUUGCGCCCACCACAGGCCACGACCUGUUUUCUAGCCUGAUGUCUAAUAGGCCACGCCCACUAUACCUGCUCUAACCAACCACCUUUUAUAGCAAAAACCAGCCGAGGAAAAGAAAAACAGAUCAAAGUAAAUGUUACCAUGUGUUGCUGAUAGGUAGAAAAUUCCAAAUCAUGAUGCCAUUGGCUAAAUGAGUUGCUUUGAUUUCAUUGGCUCUCCCUGUUCUCUGUUUCUCUUUGCGUCCUUUUGUCUUUACGCUAUUAGUUGGCUGGUUUAUCAGUACUCAUGGCGUAACCGAGGCAGAUGGGUUUCUGAUGGGAUACAUUAUGGACUUCGUCUGAGCCCUGUGCUUCUCCGGAAUUGUAGCUCCGUGAUAUAUCGAUACAAACAGUGCCAUGACACGAACAAGCCCCUUCAGUUCUUCCAACCAGUCAGAUGCAUGCAAAUCGACCAGGGCAAAAAAGGACACGAAGAGGACUUUGUGUAAGAUUUCAAAGUAUAAUGUCAAAAUUAACUUAACAUAUCCCCUUAUUCUCUCCAUCUUUAACUGGCCUUUUGACCUCCUUUUCCUUCCUUCUCUUGUUUUCCUCUUGUUCGGUAUGUUUCCCUCUCUGCCCCCUCCCCCCGGUUCCUCCGUGUCCGUUGCUUUCUUUUCCCUCUCUCUGUUGUGUUGCCAUCUGAAACAAAAGGAGGUGUCUCAACCAAUGGGACUCUACAUCUAGGUGUUCAUUAACCAUGUUUAUUUUCUAUAUGUACAAUUUUUCUACAGUAUUUACUUUUAUUUUUAUUGUUACGGUUCUUUGAUGAACAUAAAGUGGAAAUUUAUUAUGAAAAAUAGUUUUGAAGAUUAACGAGUAAAUAAAAUAUUACCCAAGUGAC